Molecule: messenger RNA, 1908 nt
Organism: Orycteropus afer afer
Lineage: Eukaryota; Metazoa; Chordata; Mammalia; Tubulidentata; Orycteropodidae
Gene: NEK11
Product: NIMA related kinase 11
Exons: 16
Coding region: 1-1908 (635 amino acids)
Biological process (GO): protein phosphorylation
Molecular function (GO): ATP binding; protein kinase activity
Source: RefSeq, a predicted model, not a curated record
AUGCUGAAAUUCCAAGAGUCUGCUAAGUGUAUGAGUGGAUCGACAGCUGUUUGCAGUUAUCCGAAGACUUUGAUUGCAAAAAGAUAUGUACUUCAACAGAAACUUGGCAGUGGAAGUUUUGGAACUGUCUAUCUGGUUUCAGACAAGAAAGCGAAACAAGGAGAGGAAUUAAAGGUACUGAAGGAAAUCUCUGUUGGAGAACUCAACCCGAAUGAGACUGUGCAGGCCAAUUUGGAGGCCCAGCUCCUCUCCAAGCUGGACCACCCAGCCAUUGUCAAGUUCCACGCAAGCUUUGUGGAGCAAGAUAAUUUCUGCAUUAUCACAGAGUACUGUGAGGGCCGAGAUCUGGACUGUAAAAUUCAGGAAUACAAAGAAGCUGGAAAAACUUUUCCAGAAAAUCAAAUAAUAGAAUGGUUUAUCCAGCUGUUACUGGGAGUUGACUACAUACAUGAGAGGAGGAUACUCCAUCGAGACUUGAAAUCAAAGAAUAUAUUUCUGAAAAAUAACCUACUUAAAAUUGGGGAUUUUGGAGUUUCUCGACUCUUAAUGGGAUCCUGUGACCUGGCCACAACUUUAACUGGAACUCCCCAUUACAUGAGUCCGGAAGCUCUGAAACACCAAGGCUAUGACACCAAGUCAGACAUCUGGUCAUUGGCAUGUAUCUUAUAUGAGAUGUGCUGCAUGAAUCAUGCAUUCACUGGCACCAAUUUCUUGUCCAUUGUUUUGAAAAUUGUUGAAGGCAACACACCUUCUCUCCCUGAGAGAUAUCCAAGGGAACUAAACACCAUCAUGGAAAGCAUGUUGAACAAGAGUCCUUCAUUGAGACCAUCUGCUAUAGAGAUUUUAAAAGUCCCUUACAUUGAUGAACAGCUACAGCGCCUGAUGUGUACCUAUUCGGAAAUGACCCCGGAAUACAAGAAUUUGAAUUGUCAGAAGGAAGCUGCUCAUAUAGUUAAUGUCGUGGAAAAAAAGAUCCACCUCCAGACUCUGCGGGCGCUGUCUGAAGUACAGGAAAUGACACCCAGGGAAAGAAUGCGGCUGAGGAAGCUCCAGGCAGCUGACAAGAAGGCGGGGAAGCUGAAUUUUCAGUACCCUGAAAUCAUGACUUGUGAAAUUGAAAAAAAAAAGAUUUUAAUAGGGACAGAAGAUAAGGAGGAGCCACCUGAGGGAAGGCUUUCUUGUUCACCCCAGGUAGAGGAUGAGGAGAGGAGGCCAGGCAGGGAAGAGACAAGUAAUGAAGCAACUUCAGAGAACCUGCAUGCAUCUCAGCUCAUUCCUUCCCUGAACCUCAUGGAACUUGAAUCAAGUGCAGAGGACACCACAGCUGACCUUGGAGAGCAUGAGAUCCCAGAAGACCCACUUGAGGCUGAAGAGUAUUAUGCUGAUGCAUUUGAUUCCUGUUCUGAAGAGAGUGAGGAGAAGGAGGAAGAAAUAGUGUUUUCAGGGUCUGAAGAAGAGGUCGUUGAUGAGGAGCCCCAGCCUGCUUACAGAACAAACCAACAGGACAGUGAUAUUGAUGCACUAGUCAAGUGUUUGGAAAAUGUCCUGGGCUGCACCUCUCUAGACACAAGGACCAUCUCCAGUGUGGUUCCAGACAUGUCCCAAGGACAAACAAUUUUCAACAGUGCGAUGGCUGGGACCAAGAUGAAACACAUGAGGGAAUCAGCUAUGCAGAAACUGGGAGCAGAAGUAUUUGAAGAGGUCUAUAAUUAUCUCAAGAGAGCAAGGCAGCAGCACGCCAGUGAAGCAGAAAUCCGGGAGUAUCUAGAAAAACUGGUGCCUCACGCCAGCGACUGUUUUGAGGUUGACCAACUCCUCUACUUUGAGGAGCAGUUGCUUAUCACAACAGGAGAAAAGGCUACGCUCCAGAACCUUUGGCGAGCGACUGUCAAAACAAGCACAUACUGA